Telopea speciosissima is the source of this 595-nucleotide messenger RNA. Its product is annotated as LOB domain-containing protein 41-like. Bases 20 to 595 code for a protein of 191 amino acids. Gene Ontology annotation, biological process: regulation of gene expression. NCBI's taxonomy places the organism in Eukaryota, Viridiplantae, Streptophyta, Magnoliopsida, Proteales, Proteaceae. The transcript is spliced from 3 exons. The record is from RefSeq and is a predicted model, not a curated record.
AUCAGCAGAAGCAACAAAGAUGAGGAUGAGUUGUAAUGGAUGUCGAGUUCUCCGCAAAGGUUGCAGCGAGAACUACAGCAUCAGACCUUGCUUGCAAUGGAUCAAAAACCCAGAAUCCCAAGCACAUGCCACUGUCUUCCUUGCCAAGUUCUAUGGCCGUGUUGGGCUCAUGAAUCUCAUUAAUGCCGGACCUGAACAUCUCCAUCCUGCGAUAUUCAGGUCACUUCUCUACAAAGCUUGUGGGAGAAUAGUGAAUCCAAUCUAUGGUUCAGUUGGGUUGCUAUGGUCUGGAAGCUGGCAACUUUGUCAAUCCGCCGUUGAAGCUGUUCUGAAAGGUGCUUCGGUGGUUCAAAUCUCCUCUGAACCUACGGUAAACCCAUGCCCUCCCUUGAAAGCUUCCGAUAUACGGCAUGUCUCCAAGGAUGAGAAAUCUGCGGCUUCUCAAGAGCUUCACAAGGUCAAGACCCGGAACCGGUUCAAGCGUUCUCUUCCCUCCCUUCGUCUUCUUCUCCUUUCUCUCUCGCCCUCAAGUCUGCACUCUCUCUUCAAUUUCCUUUUGGUCUUGCACUACCUGCAACGUCGCCGGAAUUUGUAG